CAGAAAAAAUGUGUAAAUUAAGAUUCUUCCCUUUUUUUCAGCACAGAGCAAAGGUAUUUCCCACCUCUCACACGUUAACUUGUUUCGCGUUUUCUUCACUCCCUACGUUGUCUUUUCACCCUUUUUUGUAAUUCACUUUGUGUGUCAUGUUGAAAAUGAGGUGCUUCAUCCGAGGGAUACGCUACUUUUGUCUGAUCCUGGCAGUUGCCAAUACCGUGGCGUCCGGCUUCAACUUCGACAACGGGAUAACACAAAAGAAAUAUUUGGUCCUUCCAAAAUCGUAUUUUGACUGCAAAAAUUACAAUGUUAUAAGUAAAAGGAGAUCUUCCCUGAGCGUAAACCACGGAGAACUGUAUUGUGACGAAGACCCCUUCUGCAACUACUUCCUAUACAAUGGCACAAAGCAAGAAAUCCGACUUUGCUAUGACAAAAAAUUUGUCCUUAAAAGGCCCAGACAUGACGAACUGUGGCUUGCCAGCGUGAAGGAAAAAAUCUUUGAGCAAUUUUCCCCAGCACUUGUAAACACACAAGGUAUAUGUAACCACAAGGUGGAGAAGUUUUCCUUUCAAACCCUAAAUGAGGCCAUAAAAACGGCAAAGGAAAAAAUGCAAAACUUUAUGGUACUGAAUUUUCAGCCUAUUCUGAAAGAUGGUAACAAAAUGGAAAACAAAAUUGAGGGGUACUUCUGCGAAGUGAUAGAUUACUUCAUCGAUCGGGAAAGUUACGUCGUGUUCGAUUUUGCCAAGUUGGAAAAUCCUCAUCAGUCAUGCCUCAGGACGAAGAAAUGUGGAGCACGUGGAUCGAUACAAUCAGAUGAUAGCAAACACGAGGAGGGCGUAAACCCAGGAGAUGUGGUAGAAGCUCACAAAUUUUAAGGCUUAAGAUAUAUUUUUUUAAUGUACAUACGGUUUUGUUGCACCCUAAAUGGGUGCUUACAUAGCGAAUGCUG
This is a messenger RNA of Plasmodium cynomolgi strain B, 949 nucleotides long. RefSeq lists its product as hypothetical. The record is from RefSeq and is a predicted model, not a curated record. Lineage: Eukaryota; Apicomplexa; Aconoidasida; Haemosporida; Plasmodiidae. Bases 147 to 875 code for a protein of 242 amino acids. The transcript has 10 exons.